This is a messenger RNA of Belonocnema kinseyi, 3628 nucleotides long. RefSeq lists its product as uncharacterized. The transcript has 16 exons. Gene Ontology annotation, cellular component: peroxisome; aggresome. Gene Ontology annotation, biological process: negative regulation of centriole replication; protein autoubiquitination. Gene Ontology annotation, molecular function: tumor necrosis factor receptor binding; ubiquitin protein ligase binding; ubiquitin protein ligase activity. Bases 204 to 3293 code for a protein of 1029 amino acids. The record is from RefSeq and is a predicted model, not a curated record. NCBI's taxonomy places the organism in Eukaryota, Metazoa, Arthropoda, Insecta, Hymenoptera, Cynipidae.
CGUUGGAGGAAGGCAAAAAUUUACCUUCAACUUUUCUUCCAAUUUGGUACAAAGUUUCCGAUUUUAGUGCGAAAAAUUGAAAUGGAGACAGCAAAAUAAACCGUUAAAGAUGUAAAUUGCCGAUUCGAGAGUCAACAAUUUGCUACGAGCCAAUAAUCGAAGCAAAUUUUUUCUUGUCAAUUAAGAGACAGAAAUAGCACAUCAUGGCAAAUCGUGAGCCCUGCAUUAAUUCCAAAGCAGCCGAUGAUCACAGUGUCGAGACGUUGGCAGAAGUGUUCCGAUGUUUUAUUUGCAUGGAAAAACUUCGGGAUGCCCACCUCUGUCCGCAUUGCAGCAAAUUGUGCUGCUACACCUGCAUCAGGCGUUGGCUGACAGAACAGCGCUCUCAAUGUCCACAUUGCAGAGCUUCUCUUCAUCUUCACGAACUUGUCAAUUGUCGCUGGGUAGAGGAAGUUACUCAGCAACUCGACACUCUCCAGGCUGUUGGAAUAUCCAAUUCUCGCCACGAUGACUCAAUCAGGGACCGGUGCACUGCCCAUCGGGAGAAACUCUCCGUGUACUGCUGGACUUGUCGCCGGUGCAUUUGUCACCAGUGUGCGUUGUGGGGCGGCACUCAUUCAGGCCACACGUUCAAACCUCUCGAGGAAGUUUACGAGCAGCAUGUCUCUCAAAUCAAGACGGAAGUCGGACAGCUCAAGCGAAGGCUGAUGGAGCUUAUAAGUCUAGUUCAAGAAGUCGAACGCAACGUGGAAUCCGUGAGGGCGGCGAAAGACGAAAGGGUUCGUGAGAUCAGAAAUGCAGUGGAGCUAAUGAUCGCGAGACUAGAUUCCCAAUUGAAAGCUAAAUUGCUGACGUUGAUGGGUCAGAAGAACUCGCUCACUUUGGAGACUGAACAGCUCGAAGCCUUGUUGCAGGAAGUCGAGCAUCAGCUUCACACCUGCACGCGAUCGGAACUCAUAGUCAAAAGUUCCGAGCUCUCGCGAAUGAUUCACCAGAUUCGGAAGAAGCCUAUGACUAGUUUCGUCACUGCUCCAGUUCCGGCAGAUUUUCACAGCGAAAUUGUUCCAGGAUACGACAGUGCGACUUUUGCGAUGCAAAAUUUCACGCAGCUGCAAUUAAAAGCAGAUCCUGUUUAUUCGGCACCAUUGCAUGUUAAUGGACUUUGCUGGAGAUUGAAAGUUUACCCAGAUGGAAAUGGAGUCGUACGCGGCAAUUAUUUGUCCGUUUUUUUAGAACUGAGCGCUGGAUUACCAGAAACUUCCAAAUAUGAGUACCGAGUCGAAAUGAUCCACCAAGGUUCUCGGGACACGAGUAAAAAUAUUGUCCGAGAAUUUGCCUCGGAUUUUGAAAUUGGAGAAUGCUGGGGCUAUAAUAGAUUUUUCAGAUUGGAUUUGCUGGCGACUGAAGGAUAUUUAAAUACUGAGCUGGACACGCUUAUAUUAAGAUUUCAAGUGCGUCCUCCAACAUUUUAUCAGCGCUGUAGAGAUCAACAGUGGUACAUUAGUCAAUUAGUCACGGUUCAAAAUCAAUACGCUACGCAGAUUAAUGAACUGAAAGAGCGACUAGCAAUAGAAAUUUCACGAAACACGGUCUCAGCGACGAGAGUGCAGAGUGGAUCGGCACUUUGUGGUCCAUCAGGAGGAAAUGUAGGUCCUUUAUCAUUGCAACAGCAGCAUUCUCAAGCUUCCGGCGAGCCGAUCUUCACUUCUAGUCCCACUAAGAAUGUAGACUAUUCAAUCGUCAAUAAUACUCCUUCAAGAUCGGUGCAGAAUAUUCUUUCAGGCGUAAAUCCUUCAGGAACUGGCAAUCUAAACCAAAUGUUGUCUCUCUGCGAACCGGGAAAUCUUCUCAACAUUCGACCAAUCGCUUCCAAUUCAACAUUGUCCUCGAUUUCAUCGAAAAAUAGUGGAAAGCAAAGUGUCAAUUGUUCGGUCGACUCUCCUCUGCCGGCCGGACAAAAUAAUUCCGGAUCUGCUGGAGAUUCUCAAUUGAAUGGAAUCAGGUCUCCGUCACCCUCGCACUCUUCGCCCUCUGUUCACAAUCAGCAGGCUCACAAUAAUUCUUCCAGCAGCAGCAGCAGCGAGAGCGGAGAAUUGAGUGAACACGAUAUUUAUUUGGACGAUUGUGAGAAUAACGAGCCGAAUUUGACUCUUCUGGAUGAUAAUUCCAAUGACGAAAAUGAUGUUGAUGAUGAAACAAUGUCAGGUGAAAACGACGUUGAAGUCGCCGAAUCUCUAAUUCCGUGGAUGCCCAGCAAGAAGGGAAAGUAUCUGGAAAAUCGGGAUAUUGCUGGAGAAAAUUGCAGAUUGCGGGGCAGCGACGGUCUCGAGGACGAAAUAAUGUUGCUGCACUUGUUCGAGAUGCAGGACCGUAAUUCCGCUUGGACUUCUCUCUGCUUCAAACAUCACCUCGAGGACGCGCGCGAUCCUCGAAACUCGAUCCCACCUCUGCAGCACUACAAUCCGCGAAGUUCCCUGCACUGCGGCCCUUCUCUGAAUCCGCACGGAUCGCUCGGAUAUUCGCCGAAGCAUCCCGAGCUCGACUCGUCCCCGGGAAAGCCGAACUUUCCCGAGCGACAAGAGUCGUCCUUUGUCUCGCGGCUCUGCCAAUCACAGCCAAUCUGCAACGCGAUGCGAUCGAGUCGCUUGUCCAACAUUUGCCAACCGGAGAGCACCGGAGUGCUUCUCGCUUGCAGCCAGACGAAAUCGGAACCCGCGACGAGGUCGAACUCGGUCGAUUGCGAGAGGGAUUUUCCAGAUUUACUUCUCAAGAGCGCCGCCAGGACGAGUGAAUUGGACAGUUCUGGACUCUCGGACCUGACCGUUCCAAGUGUAGUUCUCAGUGGAAAGAAAAGUUCGAAACACUCGGCCUCGCGUCGUUUGUCUUCCCCAGCUUCGGCGACAAAUUUGAAUGGAAAUCCUGAAAAUUCGGAAAUUUUCGAGUUUAAACAACUUCUCGACACCAUUCAACUCGCCCCUUCAUCGCAAAAAGAAGCCACUGCGUGUAUCAGUAAGCUCAGAAAAAGCUCCUCGAUCGAGAGCAAGGCUAAUAAUUGUUCACAAAAGUCAGCAAAUUUUUUGCCACGAUAUGAGGGACAAACUUCGUGCAGACCACCACCGCACUCGGACGUUGAGUGUAUUCCCCACUCGAGUAAUUAUAGUUGGGUUCCUCCUUUAUAUCAAUACAAGCACGGUCAGAAAAAGGCGUCAGAGGCUUCUUCCCAAGGAUCCUCCAGUCAAACUUCCAACAAAUCGGUUCCCAAUAAGUCACUGGAGGACAGAAAUUCGCAGUAAUAUCCACUGCUUGGUGCAUUAGUUGAAGCCGAAAAUUUUCUUGCAUUUGUAAAUACUCAAUCGAUCAGAGAUCUCCUAUUUAAAAAUUAGAUGCUAGUAUUUUAACCUUCUCAGGCUCGAUUUUUCGACUAUUUAAUAGUCAAAAUCUACUGCCAGUACUUAAAAAAUUUAAGCUUCAUAUUUCCACAUUAAAAAAAAUUGAUUCUCGAGUCAAGUACUGCCUUUUUUUUGAAUUUUUUUUGAAGUGGCAAAAAUUGUGCAUUUCGUAGAUUUACGUAGCAAAAAUAAUACUCGACGAACUGUACUCGAAAUAAAUAAAUUAUCCAUUAUGUACA